AUGAAAGGAAACGGUGCUGCGCCAGCAACGACGGUCGACGCGUUGACUGCCGAGUUUCACAAGCAAGAUAUCAAUGCAAACAACUUUGACCGCACUCCUGCGCAAGACGACGUCCGAACUCUCAAGGAACGGGUGCUGGCACCUGAGAGCGGCGGAAAGGGCUUAUUGCCCACGCUCAAUGCGUGGUUGCAUGAUCAAGUCUGGUCCGAAGGCGGCGAGCUCACGUUGCAUCUCGGUGGCGGCAAAGAUAAUGAUGGGCGCUUCAGUGAUGAAAAAGAGCUCGAGCGCGCCAUUGAGAACGUCAUCGAUGCGGCGCAGGCAGUAGGGUGUACGGCCAGCGUGCUUCGAAGAGGUGUAUUACCCAAACCAGCCGAGGAAAACAACGAUCCGCACCCUCCUAGCUCCGAGCACCAGCAGGAAGACGACAGGGCCGCUGGGACGGGUGAAGUAUUCUACUCGGCGCACCUGAUGGUUCGGCGCAUCCCAGCAUCAGCACAGGAGCUGCUGGAGAUUCGCAUUGCUGUUGUUGGUAAUGUGGAUGCGGGCAAGUCGACCAUGCUCGGUGUUCUCACCAAAGGUACCCUCGACGACGGCAGAGGCAAAGCGCGCGUCAACCUCUUCCGACACAAGCACGAGAUCGAGAGCGGGCGAACUAGUAGCGUCGGCAUGGAGAUUAUGGGGUAUGAUGCGGCCGGCAAGCCAGUGGUCAGUCAGAACGCCAAGGAGGGCAAGGAGGAUUCAGGACGCAAGUUGACGUGGGAGGAGAUUUGUGAAAAGGCCGCCAAGGUCAUUUCGUUCAUCGACCUCGCUGGCCAUGAGAACUACCUCAAGACAACAUUAUUCGGUAUGACCGGCUGCCUGCCUGAUUUCGUCGUGCUCAUGGUCGGUGCAAAUGCUGGAUUAAUCGGAAUGUCGAAGGAACAUCUGGGAAUCGCGCUUGCGCUGGCCGUACCCGUAGUCGUCUGCAUAACCAAGGUCGACAUGACACCUGUACACAUUCUCGAAGCUACGAUUAAGCAGCUCACGAAGAUUCUACGCUCGCCCGGUUGUCGCAAGACACCCAUCUUCAUCCACACGAUGAACCAGGUUGUCGACACUGCAUUACGCUUGAACAGUGAUCGUAUCUGCCCAGUCUUUCAGAUCUCCAACGUCACAGGGAUGAACAUGGAUCUGCUGCGCGCUUUUCUCAACAUUCUGCCCCAAGCGCCGAGUGCAAAGUUCAAGCCAGACAAGCCAUUCGAGUACCAGAUCAGCGAUACAUUCAGCGUGCCCUUUGUAGGCACGGUCGUAUCUGGCGUGAUCCUGAGCGGGCGUGUCAAGGUGGGCGACUCCCUGCUCAUCGGCCCAGACAGCCUGGGUCAAUUUAUGCAGACGGCCGUGCGCUCGAUUCAGCGGAAGCGCGUCAACGUUGAAGGCGGUAGCGCCGGGCAGAGCGUGUCGUUUGCGCUAAAGCGCAUCCGCCGCAACCAAGUGCGCAAGGGCAUGGUCAUGCUCAGCCGAAACCCCGAGGGCGGGGCACAGCCAAAGGCAUUCAUGGAGUUCGACGCAGAGAUCCUGUGCCUGUACCACUCCACCACGCUCAGCAUUGGCUCCUGCAUGGUGUUGCACGCCGCCAGCAUUCGGCAGACGGUCAAGAUCGUCGGCAUCCUCCAUUUGACGGACCAAGGCCUCAGUGGCGAGGGUGAGCAGGAAGUUGAUACGAAAUCGACCGCCAACGUCGUGCGAACUGGAGACCGCGCACGAUUACGCCUGCGCUUCAUCCGCUUCGGAGAGUACGUCAAGCCGGGUCUGAAGCUGAUCACGCGCGAGGGAAAGACCAAGCUGAUUGGCGUCGUGCGCAGCGUGGGCACUGUUGAGCCGCUGUCUUACUUUGCCAAACAUCCGGACGCACAGGGCACGUCUGGCACAGCGAGCACCAGCACAGCUUUGAAUGCUGCUACCGGUGGUGCAGGCGCAGGAGGCAGCAGUGCCAAUUCUAGCAAUGGGGGUACCGCGCCUGCAACAGGGACGACAGGUCAGGCAGUAUCUUCAGCACGAACAGCUGUGGUAGGCGCCUGA
This is a messenger RNA of Tilletiaria anomala UBC 951, 2058 nucleotides long. RefSeq names its product P-loop containing nucleoside triphosphate hydrolase protein. Gene Ontology annotation, biological process: translational elongation. NCBI's taxonomy places the organism in Eukaryota, Fungi, Basidiomycota, Exobasidiomycetes, Georgefischeriales, Tilletiariaceae. The record is from RefSeq and is a predicted model, not a curated record. Bases 1 to 2058 code for a protein of 685 amino acids. Gene Ontology annotation, molecular function: translation elongation factor activity; GTPase activity; GTP binding. The transcript has 2 exons.